Messenger RNA from Hippoglossus stenolepis (Pacific halibut), 7631 nucleotides. RefSeq names its product girdin-like. The transcript is spliced from 36 exons. Gene Ontology annotation, biological process: cytoplasmic microtubule organization; cytoskeleton-dependent intracellular transport. Bases 563 to 6646 code for a protein of 2027 amino acids. Gene Ontology annotation, cellular component: centrosome; cytoplasm. Lineage: Eukaryota; Metazoa; Chordata; Actinopteri; Pleuronectiformes; Pleuronectidae. Gene Ontology annotation, molecular function: dynein light intermediate chain binding; microtubule binding. The record is from RefSeq and is a predicted model, not a curated record.
UCCCUCUGUUCACUAUCAUGCAGCAUUUGAAGGGAGGAGGACGUGGAGGACGAAUGAAGGAGCCGCUCACGAAUGACUUUACAUGACACAUGAGGGGCGAAAGGACGAUGUGAAGAGCGGGGAUCCUCUGGAAACAUCUGGAUUCCGUGCGCUUCUGGAGAUUUCCCCUCGUUGGAUUUGAUUGGAUUAUUUCCCCUCAGUAUUAGAUUCCUGUGAGAGCGGCUCUCGUGUAGAUAAACCAGAGGAGACACGCGUUUAUUAGCCCUGUUUCUUUAUUUCUAACAAAGAAAAAAAUGUGAUUCCUCAUCCCCCUCCGCGAGGCAGACAAGCCCCCGACCUCUGAAACAGCUGGAUCCUGUGGAUUUACCUUUUUUCCUUUGACCUCCUCCUCCAAGAAAAAAACCCCUUCGGAAAGGAGCCUUCAGCCGAAAUGAGCGUCGAUUUAAUCGAAUCAGCUUCAUGAGCGGAGUCUAAACAAACGCACAUUUCUCACCGGGACGCGCACAUUGUGGCGUUUCCCCCUUUUUUUUAUAUCCCAAAAUAAACGGGGCCAGUGGAAAAUAUGGAAAGCGAGGUUUUCUCCCCUUUGCUGGAGCAGUUCAUGCUCACGCCUCUGGUCUGCUGGGUGAAGACAGUGGGCCAGCCCUCAAUGACCGAUGGCACCAAGUUAUCGGAAUAUGUAGAAUUAGUGGACGGGAUUUACCUGAACGAGAUCAUGCUGGAGAUAAAUCCUAAGGCCACGGUGCAGAGGACCAACAAGAAAGUGAACAAUGACCCCACACUGCGCAUCCAGAACCUCUCCAUUCUCAUCAGGCAGAUUAAAGCCUAUUAUCAGGAGAUUCUCCAGCAGUUGGUCAUGAUGCCUUUACCGAACGUGCUGGUUCUGGGCCGGAACCCUCUGUCUGAACAAGGUCUGGAGGAGAUGAAGAAACUGUUGCUGCUGCUGCUCGGCUGUGCUGUUCAGUGUGAGAAGAAGGAGGAGUACAUUGAGCGAAUCCAGAUUCUGGACUUUCACAGCAAAGCUGCCAUAGCGUCCCACAUCCAAGAGGUGACUCAUAACCAGGAGAAUGUGGUGGACCUACAGUGGUUGGAAAGUGGGGAGAUGCCUCCUGAGGAUUUAGACAGUUUGUCCAGAAACCUGGCUUUCCACCUCAAACACCUGGUGGACGAAAGGGACACACAGCUGGAGACCAUAGUGGAGUUGACCCAGGAGAGAGACUGUGUGCAGUUGUCUCCGCUGGCUCCCUGUUCAACCCAGUCCCCCGGCGACUCCCCCAGCAUGAGGAGGACCGAGAGCCGACAGCAUCUCUCCGUGGAGCUGGCCGAUGCCAAGGCCAAGAUCAGACGCCUUCGACAGGAACUAGAGGAGAAGAGCGAGCAGCUUCUGGACACCAGGCAGGAGCUGGAGAACACGGAGGUGGAGUUCAAGAGGCUUCAGCAAGAGAGCUACCAGCUGCUGUCUGACGCCCGGUCGGCUCGGGCCUACCGCGACGAGCUGGAUGCGCUCAGAGAGAAAGCGAUCCGCGUGGACAAGCUGGAGAGCGAGCUGGGCCGAUACAAGGAGAGACUUCACGACAUCGAGUUUUACAAAGCCAGAGUCGAGGAGCUGAAGGAGGACAACCAGGUGCUGCUGGAGACGAAGUCCAUGCUGGAGGAACAGCUGGACGCCAGCAGGACGCGCUCUGACAAGCUGCACCUCCUGGAGAAAGAGAAUCUGCAGCUCAAGUCCAAGAUCCACGACCUAGAUUUGGAGCGGGACUGUGAGCGUAAGCGUAUGGAGGAGCUGCUGGAGGAGAACCUUGUGCUUGAGAUGGCCCAGAAACAGAGCAUGGAUGAGUCCCUGCACCUCGGCUGGGAGCUGGAGCAACUCUCCAAAACACCAGAGCUGACUGAAGCCCCUCAGAAGUCUCUGGGCGAGGAGGUGAACGAGUUGACCUCGAGCCGCCUGCUGAAGCUGGAGAAAGACAACCAGACGCUGCUGAAGACCGUGGAGGAGCUCAGAGGAGCAGCCAGUCAGGACACCGUGAAAAAACUGGCGAAAGUCGGCCAAGAAAACCAGAAACUGAACCAAAAAUUGGAGCAGCUGCAGACUGAGCUGACUGCAGACAGAGACUCUCUUCGCAGCGCCGAGUCGCUGAGCACCGACCUGAUGAAGGAGAAGGCUUUACUGGAGAAGACUCUGGAAACACUCCGGGAAAACUCUGAGAGACAGCUGAAGGGUCUGGAGCAGGAGAACAAGCACCUGAGCCAGACGGUGUCGUCUCUGCGUCAGCGCUGCCAGGUCGGCGCCGAGGCCCGGGUCAAGGAUGUGGAGAAAGAGAACCGCAUUCUCCACGAGUCCAUCUGCGAGACAACCGCAUCAAUCAAUAAGAUGGAGUUUGAGAGAAAACAACUACGUAAGGAGCUUGAGGUGAUGAAGGAGAAAGGUGAGAGAGCAGAGGAGCUGGAGAUUCAGAUGCAGAAGAUGCAAAGAGACAACGAGAUCCUGCAGAAGAAACUCGCCAGUCUCUCGAUUACCUGUGAAAAGGUGUCCUCUCUGGAGAAGGAGAAUUCAGAGCUGGAGGCAGAUGGCCGUCGUCUGAAGAAGAAGCUGGACGCUCUGAAGAACAUGGCCUUCCAGCUGGAGGCCCUGGAGAAGGAGAACUCCCAGCUGGAGGAGGAGAACCUGCAAGUCCGACGCUCGGCCGAGAGCCUCCGGUCAGCGGGGGCCAAGGCGGCUCAGCUGGAAGCAGAGAACAGGGAGCUGGAGAGCGAGAGGAGCCAAAUGAAGCGCAGCAUGGAACUGCUCAAAGCCUCGUCCAAGAAGACGGAGAGAUUAGAGGUGAGUUACCAGGGCCUAGAUACGGAGAACCAGCGGCUGCAGAAGGCGUUAGAGAACAGCAGCAAGAAGAUCCAGCAGCUGGAGGUAGAGCUGCAGGAGGUGGAGACCGAGAAUCAAACCCUCCAACGCAACCUGGAGGAGCUGAAGAUCUCCAGCAAACGCCUGGAGCAGCUGGAGCAGGAGAACAAGACUCUGGAACAGGAGAGCUCCCAGCUGGAGAAGGACAAGAAGAUGCUGGAGAAGGAGAACAAGCGGCUGAGGCAGCAGGCCGAGAUCCGCGACUCCAAACUGGACGACGGCAACCAGCGCAUCUCCAGCCUGGAGAAAGAGAAUCGCACCAUGGGCAAGGAGAUGAUCUUCUUCAGGGAUUCCUGCACGAGGGUCAAGGACCUGGAGCGAGAGAACAAGGAGCUGGUCAAACAUUGCACCAUCGAUAAGAGGAUGCUUGUGGCACUCAGAGAGGAGCUUGUGAGUGAGAAGCUGCGGACUCAGCAGAUGAAUAAUGACCUGGAGAAACUGACCCAUGAGCUGGAGAAGAUCGGACUGAACAAGGAAAGGCUGCUGCACGACGAGAACUCCAGCGACAGGUUCAGGCUCCUGGAAACCAAACUGGAGUCGUCACUGAAAUCAUCGUUGGAGAUUAAAGAGGAGAAGAUCGCCGCCCUGGAGGCCAGACUGCAGGAGUCGUCCAACCUCAACCAGCAACUUCGCCAGGAACUCAAGACGGUGAAGAAAAACUAUGAAGCGCUGCGUCAGAGGGAGGAGGAGGAGAGGAUGGUGCAGAGCUCGCCCCCUAGAGGAGGAGAGGAGCCCCAGUCGUUCAGCAAAUGGGAGAAGGAGAGUCACGAAACCACCAGGGAGCUGCUGAAAGUCAAAGACAGACUCAUCGAGGUGGAGAGGAAUAAUGCCACGCUGCAGGCUGAGAAGGCGGCGCUUCGGAGUCAGCUCAAACAGCUGGAAACUCAAAGCUCCAACCUGCAGGCUCAGAUAGUGGCGCUGCACAGACAGACCGCCUCCUUGCAGGAGAACAACACCACGCUGCAGACACAGAACGCCAAGCUGCAGGUGGAGAACUCCACCCUGAACUCGCGGAGCGGCGCCCUCAUGGCCCAGAACGCCCAGCUGCAGACUCAGCAGAGCAGCGUGGAGGGCGAGCGCGAGGGAGCGCUGAGGGAGAAGGAGGAGCUGAGGUCCACCUACGAGCUGCUCCUCCGCGACCACGAGAAGCUGGCGGCGCUGCACGAGAGGCAGGCGGUGGAGUACGAGGCCCUGAUCGGGAAGCACGGGGGCCUGAAGACCUCCCACAAGAGCCUGGAGCAGCAGCACAGGGACCUGGAGGACCGGUACAAGCAGCUGCUGCAGAGGAAGGGGGAGCUGGAGGAGCUGGAGAAGACCCUGAAGGAGCAGCAGGAGAAGAUGGCGCUGGAGAAUCAAACGCACAAAGACACAGCUGAUCAAUGCAAACUCCUCAAAGAGGAACACGAUAGACUCAACAGCACCCAUCGUCAGCUGGUGAGGGACAAUGAGAACCUGCAGCUGGACCACAAGAACACAAAGACCCAGUUGAACAGCGCCAAGCUGGAUCAGACCAAGCUGGAGGCCGAGUUCUCCAAACUGAAGGAGCAGUUCCAGCAGCUGGACAUCACCUCCACCAAGCUCACCAACCAGUGUGAAUUGUUGAGCCAGCUGAAAGGAAACCUGGAGGAGGAGAAUCGUCACCUGUUGGAUCAGAUCCAGACUCUGAUGCUGCAGAAUCGCACCCUGCUGGAACAGACCAUGGAGAGCAAAGACCUGUUCCACGUGGAGCAAAGACAAUACAUAGACAAGCUAAAUGAGCUGAGGAGACAGAAGGAGAAGCUGGAGGAGAAGAUCAUGGACCAGUACAAGUUCUACGACCCCUCACCUCCACGCAGGCGCGGCAACUGGAUCACUCUGAAGAUGAGGAAGCUCAUAAAGCCGAAGAGCCGCGAGAGGAUGCGCUCGCUCACGCUGACCCCGUCCCGUUCGGAGUACGGCGACGGCUUCCUGAGCUUCCCCCCGGACAGCCAGGACAGCUCGUCCAUCGGCUCCGGCUCCAACUCGCUGGACGACACGCUCACGCAGAAGAGGAGCAGCAGGAGGAGAGGGCAGCACCCCGUUGCCCAAGGGCAGGGUUCCACCAAUGCUAUAAGAAGGCUGCCUUUCAUGAGGAACAGAUCCAAGGACAAAGACAAGGCCAAGGCCAUCUACCGGCGCUCCAUGUCCAUGAAUGACCUGCUGCAGACCAUGGCGGUGGCGGGCGGCCCCGGGGCCCAGUGGGCGGGCAGUAUCGAGAAUCUCGAGGGCGCUGAGGCCGGAGAGGGCGGCAUGACGGGGAACAGCAGGCGCGGAGGGCAGCGCAUGAAGGAGCUCGCCUUCUCCACCAACGCCAUCGACUGUGCGGCCCUCACCCUGCCCAGUGCGGGGCGCAGCAGGGCCAAGCACCGGCUGCAGGUCAAAGCAGGUAAUGUCUCCUGCGAGGACGUUGCCUCCGACGACCCAAAGAGUCAAGCCACCGCCAGACCCUCCAGUCUCCAUAGCAACAGGACCACCAGUAGUAAUAGUAACAAUAACUCCCACCUCACUUCUCCUCUAGAGGGCAAAGGCACGUUGAACGGCAGCCUCAGCCGCCCGCACAGCGAGAGCAGCGGCGAGUUCAGCCUGAGCUUAGACCAGGAGGUGUGGUCGAGCAGCGGCAGCAGCCCCGUCCAGCAGCCCACCUCCUCGCGCUCCUCCCACCAGAGCCCCCUGCAGCUGCGCAGGUCACUCGACCCGGCCGGCGCCGCAGGGAGCCCCGGACAAACCCAGAUCAGGAAGACGGGAUCCCCGACCAACGAGGUGCUCUCCCUGCAACAGUUCCUGGACGAGGGCAUUGAUCCUGCAGAGUCUGGCAGUCAGGAGAACCUCACUGUGGACUCGCCUCGCCUCUCCACCUCCUCCGAGCACGUGCAGAAGGAACGCACAACUACCACAAAGGGCCGCGGCAUAUUACGCUCCGCCAGCGGGAGAGCGGCUCCGGUCAGCUCCGAACGCCCGCCCAGAUCCACGGGACAGCCGGGGCGCCCCACCCUGCGGAAGGCGGAGAGCACCCGCGUUAGAGGCUCCGUCCCAAUGCGCUCCAGCCUCUCCUCGCAGGGCAAAGCCACGUCCGUCUCCGAGCGCCUGGACUCGACCUCCUCCACGCUGCCCCGUGCCAGCAGCGUCAUUUCCACGGCCGAAGGCUCCACGCGCCGCACCAGCAUCCACGACCUGCUCUUGAAGGACAACCGGCAGCCCGUGUCGGUCGACGUUUCUCCUCCCAUCGCCUCCACCAAGGCUGGGGUACGCUCCAAGCCUACAGCCAGUGAGUACCCCCCCGACAGCUCCAACCUAAAGGGACCCCUCAUCACCACCGCCCCCCUGCCCAAGUCCCUCAGCUUACCCUGCCAUAGCUUGGAGGACCCCGACCUCUCCACCCUCGAGUCCUUCCUCGGCCCUUCCUUCACCGUAGAGUCCGUGUUCAUGGACUCCAUUUUUAGCGAGUCAGGGGGCAAAAACCUCCCCUUCCUGUCUCUAAACCCCACCCUAGUCAGCAACAUCAGCGGGCCGCCUGUUACAAAUAAACCCCCACCUGCCGCACCCGUCCCAAACCACGACUCCACCCAAAACCAGACCCCUCCCUGCCAAUCUAACGGCCAAACGAGAUCCGACCCGGCCAGUCCGGAAGCCUGUAACGAGGGCGUCGACCCCAGUCAGGAGAAUAAUUCGGACCAGUCACUGAACCCAGAGGACAACCAGUCCCUGUGGUACGAGUACGGGUGUGUGUGAAUGACGAGGAGGGUCCGGCUCGCUGAUCCGACUUAAAGAACGGAUGGACAAAUCCUCCUCCUCUGCAUGUGUUUAUCAGAGCACUGUCUGUCUCUGUGUGGUGGAUUGGUUUCCAUGGUGCUGACCGGUGAUUUGUUUUGUUUUUAUUUUAUUUUUGUCACCUCCUCCUUUUUUUUCUGUCCCGGACUUUGAAUGUUCCUCCGUCCAACAGCCGUCACCACGUUGUCCUCAUCCGAUCUGUGUCACUGGCUAACAACCAUCGUCUGCUUUACUGGGAUCUGUUCAUAUUUCUGUUUAGAGCUUGAAUGGUGAAUUAGCCUCCAGAGACUCAGCCCCAAAAGUAAACCAGUUAAAAAAAAUCAAAGCAUUGCAAUGUGGGACAAAUAAUAUAUUCACUUGUGGUUUUUAUCAUAAUGUUUUAUGGGAGUGUUUUUUGUUUUUGUGUGCUUCACUUACCUGCAUGGCUUCGUUCUGUCUCAGUCAUUUUGAUUCCUGUGAUCAAAAUGAUCCUCUUUUUGUUUCCUUUGAGUGUGAACUGUGUGUGUUUUGUUGUACAUUUUCUUGUAUUUUCUUUUGCAUAUAUUAACUGGAGACCUUUUGGACGAUGGGCUUCGACCUGGUUGACUUUGUGGGCUGGUGACAAAAUGAUGCAGCUUCAUUCUCUGAGCGGAGGACUGAGUUCAGUGAAAGUUCACGGUGACGGUAGAGGAACAAGAGGAGAGCGAUUAUUAUGCUUCAGGCACUUUUUGACAGUUACAGACACAGGGAGGCGUCAGAGUAAGAUGAGGAUAGUUUUGUCUCAUCGUUGUGGGAAUGAAGCUCCAUCAUUUCUUUGGGUAUCUGGAAACUUUAAACAUCCCGACGCACCACACCUAGAGAAUGGAUAUUAUUUGAUUAUGUAUUUUUCGAUUGACAAGAUCUUGUACAGAUUGUUUUAAGUUAUAAUCAAAGACGAGCACUGCGUAACGUGCUGACGCUCAUGGAA